GGUCCUGCCGGCGCGGAGACUGGGGAGCGUUCCCUAAAAUGGCGGACGGCGCGGACGCAGGCGCGGGCCAGGCGGGCCGGGGCGGGGCGUCCGCUCACGGCAGCCCGCGGCGGCAGGGCGGGACAGAGCCCUUUAAGCUCCUAGGAAUUUUAGAUGUUGAAAAUAUUCCCUGUGCACGAGAUUCGAUAUUGUAUGGUUCGUUAGGAUCUGUUGUGGCUGGCCUUGGACAUUUUUUGUUAACUAGUAGAAUUAGAAGAUCAUGUGAUAUUGGAGUAGGAGGAUUUAUCUUGGUGACUUUAGGAUGCUGGUUCCAUUGUAGGUAUAAUUAUGCAAAGCUAAGAAUCCAGGAAAGACUUACCAGAGAAGGAAUUAAAAACAAGAUUUUAUAUGAAAGUACCCACCUUGAUCCUGAAAGAAAACAAACGAAUGGUGACAGCAGCAGCAAUUGAGCAGUCCUGAGCAUAGGAAACCCAGACACAACUCACCUUCAGUGUGAACAAAGCUGAGAUCAACUACAGAAGGCAUUUUAUGUACCAUAAGGCAGCUUUCAAUUAAGUAAAUAAAGCAUGUGUAAGCUGUAGUCUUUUUUACAGGUGUUUGAAUAUUUACAGACUUACUCUGACCCUUUAUCUACUGUUAGUAUAGCACACAGUGGACUCGUACUUAAACAUGCUUAGAAAAGUGUUUCCUUGUAGUAAGCAGCAAGUACACCUGACAUUUCAAGAAAUAAAGUCUCAGUUGGAUGUUAAAACUUGCCUUAAAAACAAAAAUUACAACUCUUAUUACUGUACCCCUGUUAAAAAUGAGGGGAUGCUCUCUGGUUUCUAAAGCCAGUGAUGUUAUAUCAGACUUAAGAUCCACUGAUCGUCACUUUCC
This is a messenger RNA of Hippopotamus amphibius kiboko, 876 nucleotides long. RefSeq names its product cytochrome c oxidase assembly protein COX20, mitochondrial. Gene Ontology annotation, cellular component: mitochondrion; mitochondrial inner membrane. NCBI's taxonomy places the organism in Eukaryota, Metazoa, Chordata, Mammalia, Artiodactyla, Hippopotamidae. The coding region runs from base 39 to 449 and encodes 136 amino acids. The transcript has 4 exons. The record is from RefSeq and is a predicted model, not a curated record. Gene Ontology annotation, biological process: mitochondrial respiratory chain complex IV assembly.